Leptonychotes weddellii (Weddell seal) is the source of this 1606-nucleotide messenger RNA. Lineage: Eukaryota; Metazoa; Chordata; Mammalia; Carnivora; Phocidae. The record is from RefSeq and is a predicted model, not a curated record.
AUGAUCCUGCUGGCCAACCAUGGGGAUAACGACCAAGAGCUGCAUUUCUCCAGCGUGACGUCUGUGCUUGCCAAUCUCCUACAGUUGCCCGGUCCUGGCCGCGGCCCCGAGAUCAAACGUCAGCAUAGCCGAGUCACGGGGGCGCUGAGGACGCAGGGUGUCGGGCAGUCUGGACGGGAUCGCCAGGCUGGGAGCCGAGGAGGCUGGGGCCUGGACCCAGGACCACCUGUGCCCUCAGCAGCCGAGGCCCCGGGACCCGCCCCGCUCCAGCUCCCGGAGCGGCAAGCCAUGAGUCACUCCAACACCGUGGGCCCGGACUGCGUCCCUCCUCGCAUCGCCCGGCUGCUUGCCAGUUUGAAGCUGCUAGACUGUGUGAACCGACACUUCCACAUGAUCUGUAUCCGGGACAAGUUCAGCCAGAACAUUGGUCGGCAGGUCCCAUCUAAGGUCAUCUGGGACCAUCUGAGCACUAUGUACGACAUGCAGGCCCUGCACGAAUCUGAGAUUCUUCCAUUCCCAAACCCAGAGAGGAACUUUGUCCUUCCGGAAGAAAUCAUCCACGAGGUCCGAGAAGGAAAAGUGGUCAUUGAAGAGGAAAUGAAGGAGGAAAUGAAGGAAGAUGUGGACCCCCACAACGGGGCAGACGAUGUUUUUUCGUCUUCAGGAAGCUUGGGGAAAGCAACAGAAAAGUCCAGCAAAGACAAGAACCCUUCGGACUUGGGGUCGAAGGAAGGGGCAGACAAGCGGAAGCGCAGCCGGGUCACCGACAAAGUCCUGACGGCAAACAGCAACCCCUCCAGCCCCAGCGCUGCCAAGCGGCGCCGAACGUAGUCGUGGCUCAACCCGGCAGGGGGCCAGGGCGCCACUGUCACCCGGCUGGACGCCCGCCGCCUGCCCUCGGGCCCACUGCGACCACCUGGGGCUCCGGGGGCCUGCUCGGGUGCAGAGAGCUGGGAGUCAGGCGUCCGGGCCCCCCCCCCCACCACCACCCCACGCCCCCGGGUGAGCUCUAGCCAUGCUGGCCGCCGGCCGGGCCACAGUCGGGGCUCCACAGAGCAGAGCGCGGGCCUCGGGCAGGACAGCUGGAGUGGCAGGCAGGGUGCCUGCUGUGUCCCUGAGGAACGCUGGUCUUGCUGGGCGACUCGGCUCUUCCCAUCUGUCCGUGUGUCUGUCUGUCAGCCGCUCUUCCUAAACCGGCUGCCCCCUCGGGAGAAAGAGACUCAGGCCACCUGCCUCCCGGCGCCCGCCCGAGAAACCGAGAACUGGAUAUUUUGCCUCAUUCACUUGUACUGUAACGAUGUAUAUAAUUUGGUGGUAUUUCACUAUUUAAUUUUUAAGAAGCCUAUUUUACUAGUGUUUUAUAUGAAAAAAAUAUUGCAGAAGUUAAACUUGUGUUGUAUUUUUCCUGAGAUGCUUUGUGUUAGGUAGUGACUACUGAGACGCUUUCCGCUCGGUUUUUAUAUGCCGGAAACAGAGUUUGUAGGGCUAUUUUUCUAUCUCCCCGUAACUUGUAAACAGACCAAAUGAGUGCGUGGAGGGAGGUGCGCGGCUGGGGCGACUGAGAUGUUUUCCUUUGAGCGCCGACCAUUAAAGCACAAAAGCAGCA